Ruditapes philippinarum (Manila clam) is the source of this 2803-nucleotide messenger RNA. RefSeq lists its product as uncharacterized. Gene Ontology annotation, biological process: positive regulation of DNA-templated transcription. The transcript has a single exon. NCBI's taxonomy places the organism in Eukaryota, Metazoa, Mollusca, Bivalvia, Venerida, Veneridae. Bases 135 to 1925 code for a protein of 596 amino acids. The record is from RefSeq and is a predicted model, not a curated record. Gene Ontology annotation, molecular function: zinc ion binding; ubiquitin-protein transferase activity. Gene Ontology annotation, cellular component: nucleoplasm; chromatin.
UGCUAAGUGAACUUAGUUGAGAAUGAAAAUGAAAGCAUAUAUAUUUUCAUGCAAUACAAUUUUCAAAAUUAACAAUAAAUCUCAAAACUAGUGUUUAUUUGUUCAAGUGAAUUACACAGACAAAAAAUUGCAAAAUGGCUGCAAAUUUCAGUGGAUCACUUACACAAGACUCUGAUGAAGUAACAGAAAUGUUUUGUGAGGCAUGUGAGAGACAUGAUGAUGGUUAUGCAACAGCUGUAGCUUUUUGUGUAGAAUGUCAGGAUUAUAUAUGUGUGAUAUGUCAAAGAUAUCAUAAGAGACAAUUUAAAACGCACAAAAUCCAAGACAGUAAAAGUAUGCCACAGGAUUUUUAUUUUGAGAAAUGUUCAACUCAUCCUGGAAAGCUGAUCAAGUUUUACUGUUCUCAAUGCAACAAAGAAGCCUGUCAGGAAUGCAAGAAUAAUGACCAUAAAAACUGCAGUGAUGUUAACCAUUUACCAACACUAGCUUCAGACAUACAAAAAAGUGAUGAACUAACAAACUUUAGCAAAAAUAUGGAUCAAUUGUCUAAGGAUAUAAAAGACACAGAAAAGUUGUUGGAUGCCAAAAGUGAAGUGAUUAAGAAACAAGAGGAAAAUGCAACUUUUGCAUGUAAAGAGCAAAGCAACAAGCUGAUAGCAACUUACAAGCAACAUCAUCAAGAUCUCAUUGAUGAUUUUGAUAAGAAAAUGGAAGACACCAUUGCUAAGUUGAAGAAAGAAAGGUCAAAACUAAUUCAAAUGUCUUCUGAAAAGGGAAGAAAGUUUGAAGAAAAAGUAGGAAAAGCUGAAUCAAAUAUGAAAGAAGAGGUUGUUAAGACAAACACUGAUUUCAAAAAAGUCAAGUCUGAACAUUUGAAUUUGGUUGGAAAUUUGAAGGCUCUUACUGUAGAUUUAGAACAGGCUCGGAAAUUUGGUAAAAACUGUGAACUAUUUAUAAAAUGGAAGUUAGCGAAACAAAUGUGUGAACACAUUCAAGUCACGACUUACCAAAUUCAACAUUACUCCAUACAGCGAUACAAACUCAACAUAUUUGACAUUCCAUUAAAUGUAAAAUCUUUAGAGAAUCAAACAAGGUUUUUCUCAUUAGAUAAAGUACAUGCAUCAGCUGAAGAGAGAAAGAUUUCCUUUAAUUUUGAUAUCAGUCACGAGUUUGACAGUAUAACUUCUUUACUUGUCUUAUCUGAACAUACACUUCUUGCAUUAGAUUAUAAUAGGUGUUGUCUUGUCAUAUUUAGGCUUGAAAAAUCAAAAGAAGAAUAUAUCAAAGAAAGAAAAUUCAACAGCAAACCAUGGGGAAUAACAAAAGUUUCACAUCAUAAAGUUGCUGUCACAUUUACAGAUGAAAGAAUGAUCAGACUGAUUACAUUUGCGCAAGAUAUGGAAGUUUUAGAUAUCACUGAGAUACCAGGAAAUGGUUGUUGUAGUGGUAUUGCUUACAGUAAUAACCAUUUUGUGGUUUCAUAUUGGUUGACAGGUAGUAUUAAGAUUUCUAGUAUAUCAGGUAGAAUAGUGAAAUCAUUUGAUAAAGAUGACAAUGGUCAGAAUCGGUUUACCUAUCCUGUUUAUUUGACUAUUAGUCCUGACAAUUCUAUGAUUUAUGUCUCUGACUGGAGCAGAAACACUGUGACCUGUUUGACUUAUGCUGGUGAGGUGAACGCAAUCUACAAAGAUGAUCAACUGAAAAAUCCUCAACAACUUGCUGUUGAUGAAUAUGGAUCACUAUAUGUGUGUGGUCGUGAAUCAAAUAAUAUUCUUCAAUUAUCACAUGAUCUCUCCAAAAUAAAGAUAUUGAUAGAUAAAAGACAUGGCAUCAUAAGACCAACAAGUAUUGCUUAUUGCCAAAAUACCAAGAGAUUAUUUGUUGGAAUGAAUCAAAAUAGUAAAAUAAAGGUUUUUUUAAUGUGACACUUUAAUAAAAUAUUACAUCACAUUCACAGUCACAUUUACAAUAACAACAAUUUCUCUCUUUAAUUUAAUUAUAUAUUCUUACCCUUCAAAAAACAUUCAAGGUAAAUGCUUUUAACCACUACCAGAAAAGUUAUAUAAGUAUCUGUGUGGGCGAGAGAAUGUCCAUCAGUAAUAAAGUGAACUCACAAAAUUGAUAAUCUUCAUAGUUAUAUAAGCCAUGUAAAACAACAAGAACUGAAUAGUUGCAGAUUAACAAUACAUUGUGGGAAUGUAUGACAGUAUAAGUGUCUAAUGUGCCAUGAGAAUAAAAAUGUAACUCUUACACAAAGACUUCAGAUUCAAAGUAGUUGAAUAGGCUCCUUAUAACCAUAACAACUUGAUAUUGCAUGAACAUUAAUAUGGCACAUUGGAAUCUUGAAAUAACAUGUUAAUGCAUAUAUUCAUUAACAUCAAGACUUUUAACCUGUUGUAUGAUGUACAAUAAUUAUGCCUAUACUUUACUGUAUAAAGUGAUUUAAAAUACAAUAAUGAAAAAGUAUGCCUGAUUUUUAUACACAAAAUUGUACAUGAAAUGAGCUGUAUAUAUUUCCUGCUAUUACAGUUGAUUUCUUUCAUUUUUGUUUUAAAUAGUUAACACUUUUUGCCAAGUUAGUGACAUACCAAAAUUAAAUACCUAUAUUAUUGUACAUGUUGUAUGAAUAAAUAAAAUUGAGAUCUAGUCAUGAUGUGUCACUUGUUACUAUCUGAUAGUCCUACACUUAGUAAAUGUAAUGUAAUAUUACCAUUCAACACUGUAUACAUGACAUUCCUUAUUUUAUAAAAUCUACGAGGUAUGAUCAAAAGAUUCUUGGCCCGAUAUACUUGUAGCCUCUACA